This is a messenger RNA of Macrosiphum euphorbiae (potato aphid), 1053 nucleotides long. Lineage: Eukaryota; Metazoa; Arthropoda; Insecta; Hemiptera; Aphididae. The record is from the annotation of a GenBank genome assembly.
AUGUAUGGAAUGUACCUCCUACAUAAGGAGGAAAUACGGUUGGCCAACGGAGGAAAUGAUGUGAAGGAGAAGGUGCUAUACCACGUGACCUCCGAGUCAAACGCUGUGGAAUCGCUAAUAAGUGGACUCGACUGGAGGCGCACUCAGCGCUCUAGAUUCGGAUCUGGGGUAUCUUUUAGUAACGACGCGGACUACUGUAAUUAUUAUGCCAAUAACUCCACUGAUAAAGUGGGAGCCAGAGUCAUCAUCAUAAACACUGUGCUGAUGAAUGAUACGUAUCUGACCAAAAGGUUGAACAAAGAAAACACACUAUGCAUACCGCCCGGCACCGCAGAUACGACGGUGAGCCCUAACGGCCACGUUUUCGUCAAGUAUUAUGACUUUGAAUCAUACCCGUUGUUUUUUGUUUACUACCGAUGGACCCCGGAACUUUUAAAUGAAAGCAAAUUUUUCAUCAUCAAAACCGAGCAAAUGCUGUGUGAGCAAGUAGCAGAUUUGCAUAUAGCUGAGUCUAGCACCCUGCAACGUCGAAGUCGAAGUGCCAGUAAACAACGUCGACGGCGACAACGCCGCGCCGCAGCCAAAGCUGACGCAGAAGCCGCAGCCAGAGCCGACGCAGAAUCCGAAGCCAGAGCCGACGCAGAAGCCGAAGCCAAUGCGGAAUUAGAAGACGAAGCCGCUGAAGCCAAAGCGGAAGCAGAUGCUGAAGCCAAAGAGCAAACAGAAGCCGAAGCCGCUGCCUUGCUACAAUGCCAUCGUCAAUACGACAUUAAACAACGUCGGCAAAGACUGCGCCGUGCCGCAUCUAAAGCGGAAGCAGAUGCUGAAGCCAAAGAGCAAACAGAAGCCGAAGCCGCUGCCUUGCUACAAUGCCAUCGUCAAUACGACAUUAAACAACGUCGGCAAAGACUGCGCCGUGCCGCAUUUAAAGCGGAAGCAGAAUCUGAAGCUGCCGAAGCCGCUGACUUGCUAAGACGCCAACGUCGAUAUGACAGUAAACAACGCCGACAAAGACUGAGCCGCGCCGCAGCCAAAGCGGAAGUGACUAUGUGA